Molecule: messenger RNA, 4738 nt
Organism: Suncus etruscus (white-toothed pygmy shrew)
Lineage: Eukaryota; Metazoa; Chordata; Mammalia; Eulipotyphla; Soricidae
Gene: FARP1
Product: FERM, ARH/RhoGEF and pleckstrin domain protein 1
Exons: 29
Coding region: 1-3399 (1132 amino acids)
Cellular component (GO): cytoskeleton
Molecular function (GO): guanyl-nucleotide exchange factor activity; cytoskeletal protein binding
Source: RefSeq, a predicted model, not a curated record
AUGAUCUGCUCUGGUCACCAUGAUUUGCUGUGGUUCAUCGUGGUCUUCUGUGAGCCCCUGGUUCAUACACCAAGUCAUGGCGUCUCCCCUCAGUCAGGCCCACACCUUUUCUUCCUGUUUCUGCCUUCACUACCUCAGGGAAAGAUCGCUGAGUCGGCUUUCAUCAUGGGCGAGAUAGAGCAGAAGCCAACCCCGGGCUCGCGCCUGGGCGCCCCCGAAAACGCGGGGGUCAGCACCCUGGAGGCCGGGCAGAAGCCGCCCCCUGCUCCUUCUGGGAAGCUCAUGUCCGUCAAGGUCCAGAUGCUGGAUGACACCCAGGAGGCCUUCGAGGUGCCGAAUGUCGUUUACUUCUCCUUUUCCUGUUAUCAUUCCCCCUUCCGCGUGGCCUUUGCAAAGGGCCCCCGGGAGGUGUUACUGGAUGCCGUGUGCAGCCACCUCAAUCUCGUGGAAGGCGACUAUUUUGGCCUCGAGUUCCCUGACCACAAAAAGAGCACCAGUAAGUUCUGGGAGAACAGUGUGUGGCUGGAUCUCCUGAAGCCUGUCAUCAAGCAGAUCAGAAGACCUAAGAACGUGAUUGUUAAGUUUGUGGUGAAAUUCUUCCCCCCAGACCACACGCAACUCCAAGAGGAACUUACCAGGUACUUGUUCGCUCUGCAGGUGAAGCAGGACCUGGCACAGGGCAGGUUGACAUGCAGCGACACCAGCGCGGCUCUCCUUGUCUCUCACCUUGUGCAGUCUGAGAUUGGAGAUUUUGAUGAAGCAUCGGACAGAGAACACUUAGCAAAAAAUAAAUACAUACCUCAGCAAGAUGCACUGGAAGAUAAAAUCGUGGAGUUCCAUCACAACCACAUUGGACAGACCCCCGCAGAGUCAGAUUUCCAGGUGUUGGAUAUUGCCCGCCGGCUGGAGAUGUACGGAAUCCGCCUGCACCCUGCCAAGGACAGGGAAGGGACCAAGAUUAACCUGGCCGUGGCCAAUACUGGCAUUCUAGUGUUUCAGGGCUUCACCAAGAUCAAUGCUUUCAACUGGGCCAAGGUGCGGAAGCUGAGCUUUAAGAGAAAGCGCUUCCUCAUCAAACUCCGUCCAGAUGCAAAUAGCUCCUACCAGGACACCUUGGAAUUCCUCAUGGCCAGCCGCGACUUGUGCAAAUCCUUCUGGAAGAUCUGUGUGGAGCAUCACGCCUUCUUCCGGCUAUUCGAAGAACCCAGGCCCAAGCCAAAGCCUGUUCUGUUCAGCCGAGGGUCUUCAUUCCGGUUCAGUGGCCGGACUCAGAAGCAGGUUCUGGACUUCGUCAAAGAAGGAGGCCAUAAGAAGGUGCCGUUUGAGAGGAAACACAGUAAAAUCCAGUCCAUCCGCAGCCUGACUCCACUGCCCAUGGAAGACAACUCCGAGGUGCCGAAACAAAUCCAGGCCCCACCGCCACGGAGUGCCAGCCCGACCCCCAGAGUCGAUGGCGAAUCCCCCCAGAAGCCCAGCGGCCCACCCGGGAAGGAACUGAAAAGGCCCCCGGCCGAGCGUGGGUCUCCCUGCAGCCCUGCCACCGCUGUCAACCUGGACAGGAGCUCCGGGGGGCAGCAGAAGGCCCAGGGGGGCAGCCGGGUGGAGGAGGACCAGGAUGCCACCGCCGUCGUCGUGCAGGAAAGGACCCCGCAGAGCCCCGCAUUGCAGCCGACCUCAGGCCCCCUGACCGGUAGCCCUCACCUUUCAGAGCUCUCCAUCAACUCGCAGGGGGGAGCCGCGCCCGCCAACGCCAUCCUGUCCCCGAACCUGAGCCCCGACGCCAAGCAGGCCUCCCCCUUGGUCAGCCCGCUGCCCAACGACCAAGCGUGCCCUCGGACGGACGAUGAGGAGGAUGGCCGCAGGAAGAGAUUCCCCACUGACAAGGCGUACUUCAUGGCAAAGGAGGUGUCCACUACCGAGAGAACAUACCUGAAGGAUCUCGAAGUCAUUACAUCGUGGUUCCAGAGCACAGUGGCCAAAGAGGAUUCAGUGCCCGAGACGCUGAAAUCUCUCAUCUUCCCCAACUUUGAACCUUUGCAUAAAUUCCACACCAACUUCCUCAAGGAAAUUGAGCAACGACUAGCCUUGUGGGAAGGCCGCUCCAAUGCACACAUCAGAGGCGAUUACCAAAGAAUCGGCGACGUCCUGCUCAAGAACAUCCAGGGAAUGAAGCCACUUGCAGCUCACCUCUGGCAGCACAGCGAGGCACUGGAGGCGCUGGAGACAAGCAUCAGGAGCUCCCGGCGGCUGGAGAACCUCUGCAGGGACUUCGAGCUGCAGAAGGUCUGCUACCUGCCCCUCAACACCUUCCUGCUGCGCCCGCUGCACCGCCUCAUGCACUACAAGCAGGUGCUGGAGCGGCUCUGCAAGCAUCACCCGCCCAGCCACCCCGACUUCAGGGACUGCCGAGCGGCCUUGGCAGAGAUCACGGAGAUGGUGGCCCAGCUGCAUGGGACAAUGAUCAAGAUGGAGAAUUUCCAGAAACUUCAUGAGCUCAAGAAGGAUUUGAUUGGUAUCGACAAUCUCGUAGUCCCGGGAAGGGAAUUCAUUCGACUGGGAAGCCUCAGCAAGCUGUCCGGGAAGGGGCUCCAGCAGCGCAUGUUCUUCCUGUUCAAUGACGUCUUGCUGUACACAAGCAGAGGGCUGACGGCCUGCAAUCAGUUCAAAGUGCACGGACAGCUCCCACUCUACGGCAUGACUCUGGAGGAGAGCGAAGAGGAAUGGGGUGUGCCCCAUUGCUUGACCCUGCGGGGCCAGCGCCAAUCCAUCAUCGUGGCCGCCAGCUCUCGGUCUGAGAUGGAAAAAUGGGUUGAGGACAUACAAAUGGCCAUCGAUCUAGCCGAGAAGAGCAGCAGCACCACACCUGAGUUCUUGGCCAGCAGCCCCCCUGACAACAAGUCUCCUGAUGAGACCGGAGUGGCUGAUCAGGAGUCAGAAGACGACCUGAGUGCCUCACGAACCUCGCUGGAGCGCCAGGCCCCCCACCGUGGCAACACCAUGGUGCACGUCUGUUGGCACCGAAACACCAGUGUGUCCAUGGUGGACUUCAGCGUGGCAGUGGAGAACCAGCUUUCUGGGAAUCUGCUGCGGAAAUUCAAGAACAGCAACGGCUGGCAGAAGCUGUGGGUGGUCUUCACCAACUUCUGCCUCUUCUUCUACAAAUCACACCAGGACAGCCACCCCCUGGCCAGCCUGCCCCUGCUCGGCUACUCCCUCACGGUGCCCUCGGAGGCCGAGGAGAUCCACAAGGACCACGUGUUCAAGCUGCACUUCAAGUCACACGUGUACUACUUCCGGGCCGAGAGCGAGUACACAUUCGAGAGGUGGAUGGAGGUGAUCCGAAGUGCCACUUGCUCUGCCUCCCGUGCCCUGGCCCACAGGGAGUCCCACGGGUACUGAGGGGGCCCGAGCCAUGCCCCCACCCCCCAGGACCUUCCUACCUGGCUGCCCACGAGGCCCUGGCGCGCCGAGGCUGGACCCCGCGGAACUGUUUUCUAACUCAUCUUUCCAGCUGUUCAGUUCUCAACAGCGGCCUCCUCUAUGUUGGGUCUCCUCUGUCGGGUCUGGGGGCCCCUGGGUGGGUGGGGGAGUGUGGGAUGUCACGCGUGCCAGUAUUAACCCUGUCAUUCCCAGAGUGCCAAAUACCCGCAGGGCCGGGCACACCCUUCCACCCACACAGGGCAAACUCUCUUUUUUUUCUUAAAAGGAACAUUUUGGGGGUGGGGGUAGGCUGCUGCAUUUAAAAACAAAAACUAAAAGACAAAAAAAAAAUAACAGGAUUUUUCUUCCCUGAAUGUUGGCAAUAUAAUCCCUGUCACAGUCUUAAGCAAGCAAACGAGAUCAUUUUUCAGAUUUCCCUUUUUUUCCCCCAGUCUUUCUACUUUUUAUAACACUAGCUUAGGAUGUUUCCUUCCCGGGUCAGUGGUCCGCAGCGCCCCCCUGACCCCCCCUCAACCAACAAGGUUCCCGGCCCAUUGGUAUGAGUGACCAGACCGACCACAUCUAUCUCCGUCUUUUGGGCCACGGAGGGUUUGCAGGGACCUCGAGCCCGUGGGUGGGAGGGCUGUGCCGUGUUGCUGUGUCUGUCACAAGCAUGCAAUAGCUGUCUGGCCACCCGUUCGGCGGGGCCACUCGUGGUGACGUCUUGUGGUGGAGUGUCGUGGUCUAGACGGUGCUUGGAUGGAGGGUACCAACCCCCCACACACACCCCAGGACCUUGCCCCUCCAGUGGUAGUGAUAAGUCUAGUAAGACGGGGUGGAGCCUGGCUUGGACCACAGCCGUCUUUCCUCUUCUUAUACUUCCCCCUACCCUGCCUCGCCCCAAGCAUGGGGCACCCAGGUGUAUCCCUACCCAUCCACACCCCAUCCUAUCCCUCCCCAUCCCGGACAAGUCGUCGGGUCACACAGGGAACAUGGUUCCAGAAAGUUCUGGGCCGUCCGUUCAGGUUCGCCAAGUGGCCGCUAUUCCCUUAGGAUAGGGAGGGCCUUGCUGAAAGAAGGAGCAAGCCGGGCCACCCCUGCCUUGUGGUGGAUGGAUGUGUCCCCCCAGAGCCCCCCCCCAACAAGUCCGGGGCAGGUUCCCGCCCACCCCCCCUCCCUGCGAGCCUGCGCUGUGUUGUUCAACCUUUGCCUUACGAUAAUAUACCAGAUGGUUGCGAGUACUAACGAAGAAAGGGAAUAAAAAAAAAAAAUACCUCACGCCACAAUCCAGCAUAUUGAAGUUUGAAGGCAAAAAUCA